AUGAAAGCAUCCGUUGAACAAAUUUGCAAUUAUGAAACCAAUCAAUUCUGUACAAAAUUAUUUGUCAAUAAACUCGCUUUUAAUAGUAAUUUAACUCGGCAAGAAAAGGCUCUACCGCCCAUACACACCUUACCAGUGGAGGAUGUAUUGAAAAAUCAGGUUUUGGCUUUAAACAAUAAUUCAUUACCUAUCUCUGAAAACUCGAACGAUGCUGAAGUGGAAAAUGCGUUUUUUGUCGCCGAUCUUGGUGAAAUAUUGCGUCAGCAUAUACGUUGGAAAGCAACAUUGCCUCGUGUUGAACCUUUUUAUGCGGUUAAAUGUAAUCCAGAUCCUAUGGUCCUUCGGCUUUUGGCAGCGCUGGGCACAGGUUUUGAUUGUGCUAGUAAAUCAGAAAUUCAGUCAAUUCUAGAUCUCGGCGUAGAUCCUUCAAGAAUUAUUUAUGCGAAUCCCUGCAAACAAGCAUCCUUUAUUCGUUAUGCGGCUGAUAAAAAUGUCAAGAUGAUGACAUUCGACAAUGCAGAAGAAUUGCAUAAAAUUAAACGCUAUUUUCCGCAAGCACAACUUGUUCUUCGUAUUCUCGCCGAUGACUCGAAAUCUUUGUGUCAAUUGGGGCUCAAAUUUGGAGCUUCGUUGGAUUCUACUGCUGGUCUUUUGAGAACUGCUCAGGAAUUAGGAUUGAAUAUGAUUGGUGUUAGCUUCCAUGUUGGCAGCGGUUGCUUUGAUGAAAAUGCUUUUGCUGAUGCUGUCUAUCGUGCAAAAUGCGUAUUUGAUCAAGCUUCCGAACUUGGCUUUAAUUUGCAGUUGUUGGACGUUGGUGGCGGAUUUUCGCACGAACGCUUCGGUGAUGGAAUCACUUUUGAAAAGAUUGCGGCUGUUCUUGGUCCUGCUAUUGACAAAUAUUUCCCGCCGAAUAUUCGAGUUAUUGCUGAACCUGGUCGUUAUUACGCAGCUCCCGCCUUUACUAUUGCCACUCAUAUUAUUGCACGCAGAACCGUCCAACGUGACCGUGAUGAAACGCAAUUUGUAGAUAUGGAAGGAGUCCUGGAUCAAAUACAUUCGGAAGAAGAUCAACAUUCAUAUAUGUAUUACAUCAAUGAUGGGAUGUAUGGAGCAUUUAAUUGUAUUUUAUUUGAUCAUCAAAUUGUUCAUCCAAAAGUUUUGAUGAAAGGUGGCGUGUUCCAUUUUGGCAUCGACUUGGAUGAGCCCAAGUAUAAAUGCAGCAUUUGGGGACCUACUUGUGAUUCUAUCGACUGUGUUACUAAAAAUGGAACUCUCCCUGAACUUUCGCCCGGCGAUUGGCUUUAUUUCCAAGAAAUGGGUGCAUACACUAUAUGCGCUGCUUCUCAAUUCAACGGGUUCCGGAAGAGCAAUGUAAUUUAUACCACUACAGAACCAUCUGUUCUUAGGACUCUUCAAUGA
This is a messenger RNA of Ambispora leptoticha, 1419 nucleotides long. The record is from the annotation of a GenBank genome assembly. NCBI's taxonomy places the organism in Eukaryota, Fungi, Glomeromycota, Glomeromycetes, Archaeosporales, Ambisporaceae.